Amphimedon queenslandica is the source of this 1006-nucleotide messenger RNA. RefSeq names its product probable myosin heavy chain ECU04_1000. The coding region runs from base 104 to 991 and encodes 295 amino acids. Lineage: Eukaryota; Metazoa; Porifera; Demospongiae; Haplosclerida; Niphatidae. The transcript is spliced from 7 exons. Gene Ontology annotation, molecular function: protein binding. The record is from RefSeq and is a predicted model, not a curated record.
GGAGAGUAUUAAGGGACCAGUAGUACCUUCUAGUGUACAGUGCCCUGUGGAGAGACGUUAUCAUGCUAUUACUAGUAUCAUCAGUGACUCACCUACACUAGUAAUGAUAGGUGGAGAGGGUAAAGAUGGUCAACUAGUAAAUGAUAGUUGGUUACUGAAUACUAGUCAGUACCAGUGGAGUAAGAUUGUUCUACCUGAAUCUGUUACUGGUAGAAAGGCUCAUUCCUUAUCAUCAAUAAUGAUGAGUCCAGACUGUGUGUGGUUGGUGGUAGUGGGUGGGAGAGGAGCAACUGAAUGGAAAGAUGUAGGAAGAGGAUACAAGCAACCAUUUUCUGACUAUAUCACUGAUCCUAAUAUCACAAUGUUAAUAGAACUAGUUUUAAGAGAAGGUGAAUGGAGAGUAAGUGAAGUACUAGAUUCUACUGGUCUGACUACUGAGGCCUAUCAAGACAAGUAUCAGUUAUUAUUAAAGAAGAGACAAUGGUGGCAAGAUCAGUUUAUAGUAUACCCUACAGAGAGAGAAGUAAAACUACAAAAUUAUGUGGAAUCGUUGCAGCAGGAGUUAAGAGUUUCUGAGGGAAACAAGACCUCACUGCAGGAAGCACUCCUUGAGGCUAGUCAGCAAGACAAGACAAGAGUAAAAGGAGUGAAAGAAACUAAACUAUCUUCAACUAAAGAGGAAGUGUCUACUGGACCAACUGAUGUUUAUAAAGAUAAUGAUGAUGUUAAAGGAGAGGAGAAGGAGAAGGAGCAGACAACAGAAACUAAACAAACAACCAGUGAAGAAGAGAUUGAGAAACUUAAAGCUAAAGUUGUUGAUAGUGAAACUUAUAUAGCCAUACUGACAGAGGAGAAAACUGUAACUAAUGAAGAGAAUGAGAAACUUAAAUCUCAAGUAUCAGAGAAAGAUAUGCUGAUAGCUAAACUGAUGAAGGAGAGGGCAGCAGGAAAAGAGAUUAGUUCUAUUGGUAUUCAGUUUGAUUAUAUGUGACCAUAAUUGACAAAA